Molecule: messenger RNA, 1104 nt
Organism: Mucor velutinosus
Lineage: Eukaryota; Fungi; Mucoromycota; Mucoromycetes; Mucorales; Mucoraceae
Exons: 6
Coding region: 1-1104 (367 amino acids)
Biological process (GO): ceramide biosynthetic process
Cellular component (GO): membrane
Molecular function (GO): sphingosine N-acyltransferase activity
Source: RefSeq, a predicted model, not a curated record
AUGGAUCAGAAACCUGAACUUGCUCUGGAUCAGAGUCGACCAUCAACAUCACCAUCCGCAUUUUGCAUCUUUAAGAAUACCGUCUUAAAGUAUGAGGCAGAACUGUCUGGCUCUGUUGUGCUAUCCGUUAUUUUCUAUCAUCUACUCGGAAACCCUCUUGCUAGUCAAUUCUUGUUUGUCUCUCAUGAAGUAGGCCCCAAUCAAUACGAUAAAGGUGUUGGCGACGUCUAUUUUGUCUUUUUCUGGACCAUCAUGUUCACCUUUUUGCGUGCUGCUUUCAUCAAAUACAUUUACCUUCCAGCAUCAAGCUAUUUCAACAUUGGAGAGGCCUCCAAAAGACAAAGAGUAGCAGAGCAAAGCUAUAUUCUCGCCUAUUACGUUGUCUUUGGUUCUGCUGGCAUGUACAUCAUGUACCAUGGCCCUCAUUGGUUCAAUACGUCUCAAUACUGGAUUGACUAUCCUCAUGUGUUGAUCUCGAGAGACAUGAAGAAUUACUAUCUGAUGCAACUAGCAUUUUGGAUUCAGCAAAUCUACGGUCUUCACAUUGAGAAGCGUAGAAAGGACCAUGUCGCCAUGCUGUCGCAUCACAUCAUCACCAUCUUGUUGGUAGGCUCCAGUUACAUCUCUAAUCUUACUCGUGUUGGAAAUGCUGUUCUCUGCUGUAUGGAUCUCUGUGAUAUCUUCUUGUCGCUUGCCAAGAUUUUGAAGUAUCUGGGAUUCACCAAUGUCUGCAAUAUCGCAUUUGGUUUGUUUGCCAUCUCUUGGCCCAUCACUCGCCAUGUCUUUUUCUCGAUCGUUACAUGGAGUGUUGCAGUUGAGCCCGCACGUUAUUUUGAUAUGGAAUGGGAUCCUUCUCGAGGAAAGUACUUUACAUUGACAACCCAAAAGAUAUUCGUUGGACUCUUGAUGGCACUGAAUGUCAUUAUGUUUUACUGGUUCCUCAUGAUUGCUAAAGUCAUUGCAAGGCUCUUUACUGGCAAUGAGAUUGAUGACACCCGUAGCGACGAUGAAGACGAGAGUGAUGUGGAUAGUGACGAAUUUCAGAGAAAUCCUGAAGUAUGCCCGGAUCAAGAAAAGAAACCUGUAUACAGCAAUAAGGAUUAG